Molecule: messenger RNA, 1035 nt
Organism: Coniosporium apollinis CBS 100218
Lineage: Eukaryota; Fungi; Ascomycota; Dothideomycetes
Exons: 1
Coding region: 1-1035 (344 amino acids)
Molecular function (GO): hydrolase activity
Source: RefSeq, a predicted model, not a curated record
AUGGCGGUGAACACUGGGCAGCUCUCUGCCGAAGGCCUAACGCAGCACUCCGUUGUGACCUCCUGCGGUUCGUUCAUACACUGUCACUUUCGCCCACCAGUCCCACUGGCAUCGCAGGCUUCACCUCGCCCGGUGCUGGUGCUCCUACAUGGAUACCCACAGACAAGCUUCAUGUGGCGUCAUCUGAUUGAAAUACUGCCCAGCGACAUUCCGCUCUUCAUGCCAGAUCUCCCUGGCUACGGCCGAAGCACACCGUCUAGGACCGGCCAUGACAAGCGUACGGUUGGACUGGCCGUCCUGGAAGCUCUUGACACCCUCCUGGGACAAGGAUCGGGACCCAGGCUCCCACAUCCCAUCGUCCUCGGCGGGCACGACCGCGGCGCCCGAGUCUGUCACCGCCUCGCUGUCGACUUCUCCAACCUGAAGCUGUCCUUGGAUCCUAGACUAGCAAAUCUGGUCUCUCAGAAAUUUAGCCUCGAGGGUACACUACUCUUCGACAUCCUACCGACUGUCGAGCAAUGGCAUAGUUUCGCGAAACCCACUACGGCUGCGGGAAGCUACCACUGGUCCUUCCUAGCAAACAUGCCGCUAGCGUUCGACAUGAUCAAGGCGUACGGGCCAGCAAAGUACUGCAAGGACUUGAUCGCGCGCUGGCAGGGGGAGAGUCCUGCGGGUUUGCACUCUGAUGACGCCGUUGCUGUAUACACCGCUGCCUUCGAGAACGAUGACGUUGUCCGGGCGACUUGCGAGGACUAUGUCGCUGGCGCCGGCGUGGAUGUUGAGGAGCAGGAGAAAGAUCAGGAGGCGGGAAGGAAGAUGGACGGGAAUGUGCUGGUGGUGUACUCUGAGAGAUUUCUUGGGAAGGGCGGUAAGGUCGAUGUUGAAGGAAUCUGGAGCGACUGGGUCAAAGAAGGCACGCAUUUGGCGGUGGAACCUAUCAAAGGUCAUGCCGGACAUUUCAUUGCGGAGGAGGCGCCGGCAGAAGUGGCUGAGAUUAUGAUGAGGGUCCUAGGGAGUUGUUUGAGUAAAAUCUAG